AUGGAAUAAAAAAUAAAAAGAAAAAAAAGAUACAAGCUUUUCCUUUCUUGUGCGGAAUGCAGACCCAUCUACUAUUGCGGGAACAUCCGAGAGCGCUGGCUCUCCGUCCCACUGUACUCGAAGAAGCACCUUCAGGUGUCUUGGUCUUUGAGCAACAUACAUCGUCUUCCGGUCGUACCGACAGAGCUGUGGUUGAACUGCUGGCACCGUCCGACUUUGAGGAUUCUCAAUGGCGCAUACUUCACGCUCGUCCCGUGUUUGGCUGUUUAGGCCUCAUUAAUAUACAAGGAGAAUGCUUCGUCGCUAUUGUGACUGAUUGUGUAUCCGUCGGAAGAAUACGCGCUGGCGAAGAAGUCUACAAGAUUCAAGCCGUCUCAUUCAUCUCACUCUCGUCUUCCAACUAUGACGAUAUUGACUUUGCUGUCAAAGACACUCCCGAUUCAGACGACUGGGACCAAUCCAAUCCGCCGUUGGUGAUGCAGCAUCCCUGUGCGCAACUCCACAAACUAUUCUCGGUGGGCAGUUUUUACUUCACCCCCGACUUUGAUCUGACAAAGACCGUUCAAGCAAGAACGAUGGAGGGAUCGAAAGGCACGCAUUCAUUUGAUGAUCAUUUUCUGUGGAAUCAAUUUCUGAUAUCCGGAUUAUUGGAGUUUCAAUCAAAGAUGAGUCCCAAGAAACAACGAGAUCUUGAGCGAGGCGGGUUCUUGGUUUUCGCUAUAAGGGGUUAUGUGGAUGUCACCAGUAUCACCACGGAUAACGAACGCUACGAUCUGUCUGUCAUCUCCAAGCUCAGUUGCAAGCGAGCAGGCACACGGUUCAAUUCGAGAGGCAUCGACGACAAUGGCCAUGUUGCUAAUUUUGUCGAGACAGAAGUUGUGCUGUAUUCCGAACGAAUAUGCUACGCUUUUACUCAAUUGAGAGGCAGCGUUCCUGUUUUCUGGGAACAACAGGGCAUGCAACUUGUCAACCACAAAAUUCAAAUAUCACGAGGCGCUGGCGCAACACAACCUGCUGUGAAAAGACAUUUUAAUGAAUUGCUUGACCGUUACAAUAGAGUAUGUAACGUGAAUUUGUUGGCUGAAAAGGAGAACACGGGGGAAUCAUUGCUGGGCAAUGCCUAUAAUGCUGCUGUCAAACAACUUCAGUUGCCAACAGAAAAAGUGCGGAUGGUCAACUUUGAUCUGCACGCCGAAUGCCGUGGCGGAAAUUACGACAAUGUCUCCUUAUUGAUGCGCUCUAUUCGCGAUAAUCUCGAUGAUUACGGCUAUUUCCUCAUGGAUUCCGACGAUAACCACAUCAUCUGCAAACAAAAGGGCAUCUUUCGUACCAAUUGCAUGGAUUGUCUCGAUCGCACCAAUCUCGUCCAGAGUGAACUGUCCAAGGCCGCCCUUCUAUCGUUUCUUCGAAACCGAUUCACGGACCAUCGUCGCAGUUACUACCUCGAUACGAUCUUAGCUCGUCAUGCACAUUUGUGGGCCGAGAAUGGCGACGGAUUAUCCAAGAUUUAUGCAGGCACAGGAGCCCUGAAAUCCGCCUUCACUCGUACCGGCAAAGUGACAUUCAUGAAUGUUUUAAGUGAUGCCACGCGCUCGGUCAAUCGAUUUUACAUCAACAAUUUUCAGGAUAAAGCGAGACAAGAAGUCAUUGACCAGUUAUUGGGAAAAUUGGCGGGACAAAAAGGAAUCAUUAUCCAUGAUCCAAUCAGCGACUCUGUCUCUCAUCUCAUGCUCAAAAGAUUGAAGGAUUAUUCCUCGAGUCGCAGCAUCACCAUUUUCUGUGGCACUUAUAAUCUGAACGGUAAAUCAUACAAAGGAGAAUCUUUGGAACCAUGGUUAUUGCAACACUUUAAAUGGAACCAUGAAGAACCCGAUAUCUAUGUGAUUGGUUUCCAAGAAAUUGUCGAGUUGUCUCCGCAACAGGUCAUGGCUACCGAUGCUGAAAAACGAAAAAUAUGGGAAGUGCAAAUUGAACAGACCUUGAAUUCGCGCCCUGGAGGAAAAUCAACAUAUGUGUUAUUACGCUCCAAUCAGCUUGUUGGCGCUGCACUCAUUGUGUUUGUCAAGGCAGAUAUCGUUGAAAACAUUAGAAACGUAGAAUCAGCAAUUAAAAAGACGGGCAUUAUGGGUAUUGCAGGAAAUAAGGGUGCUGUAGCCAUUCGUAUGGAGUACGGUGAUACCAGCUUUUGUUUUCUCGCUGCCCACUUUGCUUCAGGUCAUUCUAAUUACGAAGACCGCAAUGCCGAUUUUCACACAAUUAAUCAGGGCUUGCUAUUCCUUCGAGGACGUACCAUUGACAGUCAUGACAACAUCGUUUGGGUUAGUGACUUUAAUUACCGAGUCUCUCUACCCAAUGAAGAAGCACGCGAAUACUGUCGUCAAGAGAACAUUGACGCCCUGCUCAAUGCUGAUCAGCUUAUUCGAGAAAUGCGGCAUAAUCGAGUAUUUCCUGGUUACCAAGAAGGUCAGAUCACCUUCAUGCCCACUUAUAAAUAUGACAACGGAACCAGUACCUAUGAUACAAGCGAAAAACAACGCGUUCCCGGCUGGACAGAUCGUAUCGUUUACAAAGGAAAAUCGCUUCGACAGAUACAAUACGAUCGCGCAGAGCUGUUCACGUCUGAUCAUCGUCCUGUUCUGGCCUUGUUUGAAGCAGAUAUUGUUACGUUGGAUCCAAUAGCCAAGGCCAAAUUAGAAAAGGAGCUGUAUAAGCAAAGUGCCGGCGACAUGAAUGGCAAGGCGAUCACGGCAUCUCCAGCCGCGAUUUCCUCUUCCCCUCCCAUCCUUCCCAAACGUAAACCUGCACCACCGCCCCCGAAACGACGACCUUCGGAAAUUCCUGUGGAUAAUUUACUCGAUAUUUCCUUUGACAGCCCAUCUGAAAAUCAAGCAUCCAAAUCUUCCUCAGCUACAUUUGCGCAUGGAAAUUGGUGGGACGAUGGCUCUGAAUUACCUAAAGCAGACCGUCGUCGUAUUUGUCAAGAUAACCCAUUUGAGCGUGGUUUAGGAUUAGACACUUCUGCUGGAACCGAACGAGGACUGUCUGUAGGGACGCCUAUGGCGGAUAAUUCUUGGAUUCCUAUCAGUCCUGUUCCUGUUGAUAGUCCCAACAGCAAGCCAAAGGUCUCCCCUGGAUCGGUCCAUAAAGCGAAUGACCAUACCAAAAAGACAAGCGUAUCGACUGCCAUUGGUUUCUGGAACAAUCAAACGUCCGGUUAAUGUAUCAAACAUUCCCUUGUAUUAUUCAGUUUCUAUAUAUCAUUUCAAAAGUAAUAUCGACGUAAUUUCCAAAUGCUGCUAACGACCGGUUUCUCCUUGUAACUAUAUUAUUUUGUGUGCAGUUUUUAUUUUACACAGAUUGAUAGAUAAAUAAAAAGAAGAAAAAAA
Radiomyces spectabilis is the source of this 3386-nucleotide messenger RNA. RefSeq names its product SacI homology domain-containing protein. NCBI's taxonomy places the organism in Eukaryota, Fungi, Mucoromycota, Mucoromycetes, Mucorales, Radiomycetaceae. The coding region runs from base 57 to 3218 and encodes 1053 amino acids. The record is from RefSeq and is a predicted model, not a curated record. Gene Ontology annotation, molecular function: phosphatidylinositol-4,5-bisphosphate 5-phosphatase activity; phosphatidylinositol-3,5-bisphosphate 5-phosphatase activity. Gene Ontology annotation, cellular component: membrane; cytoplasm. Gene Ontology annotation, biological process: phosphatidylinositol dephosphorylation. The transcript has 22 exons.